ACUUGUCUAUCCUCAACUCCCCGUUACCACCUCUCGUCCUCCUCUUCCUCAGCAGAAAGAAAAAAUCCCAAAAAAGAGCAGAAAGAAAAGAUGGAGGCCUUCCUCGCCGGCUUCCGGGCGCCGCGUCGAGCUCCCGCCGUCCCCGCCACUCGGAGCCCUCCACCGAGCCCCUUCUUCCUCGGCACGCGCCGCAGGAAGCCCUCCUCCUCCGCCUCCGUGGUCUGCAUGGCGGAGCCCCAUCUCAUCUCGAAGCUGGAGUCUACAGAGAAGGCAUGGAAAGAAAUGUCGGUUAGAUUGGGUGACCCUGACAUUGUCUCAGAUCCGAGCGAAUACCAAAAACUUGCACAGUCUGUUGCCGAUCUAGGGGAGGUUGUGACGGCAUAUAGGCAAUUUAAGGAAUGUGAGAGGCAGAUUGAAGAAACAAAAGCUUUGCAAAAAGAGAACGGAGAUGACCCUGAUAUGGCAGAGAUGAUAGCUUCAGAACUGGAGUCUCUCUCUAACGAGCUUGCAGAACUCGAGGAAAGACUCACGGUACUUCUGCUUCCCAGCGACCCUCUAAAUUCACGCAACAUCUUACUUGAAGUAAGAGCAGGUACUGGCGGCGAUGAAGCUGGAAUUUGGGCUGGUGACCUUGUACGCCUGUAUCAAAAAUAUUGUGAGCUCAACAAUUGGAAGUUUAAACCAGUUUCGUGCUCAGAGGCAGAAAAGGGUGGAUACAAGACAUAUGUGAUGGAGGUGAAGGGCAAACAAGUGUACAGUAAACUGAAGUUUGAAUCAGGUGUGCACCGUGUUCAGCGUGUACCGCAGACAGAGACUAUGGGCCGUGUUCACACGUCAACAGCUACUGUAGCUAUUAUGCCAGAGGCUGACGAAGUCGAUGUGGUUAUUGAUCCAAAAGAUAUUGAACUUAAAGCUGCAAGAUCUGGUGGAGCUGGAGGACAGAAUGUUAACAAGGUGGAAACGGCUAUUGAUCUUAUUCAUAAGCCUACAGGAAUAAGGAUAUUUUGUACAGAAGAAAGGUCACAACUUCAAAAUAAAGCACGCGCGUUCCAAUUAUUGAGAGCAAAACUAUAUGAGAUAAAGUUAAGGGAGCAACAAGAGUCCUUAAGAACCCAGAGGUUACUGCAGGUUGGCACUGGGGCACGGUCUGAGAAGAUACGGACGUACAAUUACAAGGACAACAGAGUGACUGACCAUCGGUUGAAGAUGAAUUUCGUAUUGUCUAGCUUCCUUUUAGGAGACAUCGAGGCAGCUGUUCAGUCUUGCGCUGCGUUGGAGCAAAAGGAACUCUUGGAGGAACUGGCCACUUCUUCUGCGGUGAAGGCAUGAUCAGUUCAGCCAUCCCUUUUGCUUCUGGCCAUAUUGUAAAAAGGAAACAUCCAAUGGCAAUAUUACAGUCGAUGGCGAUUGAUGACCAAGUUGUACAUGAAGAAGCUCUGCGAUUCAAAUUCUGUUGUUCAUGGUCAUUUUGCAUAUAUACACUAAUGUCUGUAAACAGAUCGGUGCACUUGAGUUGCCCUGAUGGCAUCAUUUUUGAGUAGCUGAAAAUAGACAUUUCUACAGCAAAGCGUUGACACUGGUAA
This is a messenger RNA of Lolium rigidum, 1583 nucleotides long. Its product is annotated as peptide chain release factor APG3, chloroplastic-like. Gene Ontology annotation, cellular component: chloroplast. The transcript has 15 exons. The coding region runs from base 91 to 1329 and encodes 412 amino acids. NCBI's taxonomy places the organism in Eukaryota, Viridiplantae, Streptophyta, Magnoliopsida, Poales, Poaceae. The record is from RefSeq and is a predicted model, not a curated record. Gene Ontology annotation, biological process: thylakoid membrane organization; plastid translation; translational termination. Gene Ontology annotation, molecular function: translation release factor activity, codon specific.